Messenger RNA from Anopheles maculipalpis, 2502 nucleotides. RefSeq names its product probable ATP-dependent RNA helicase Dbp73D (gene Dbp73D). The coding region runs from base 1 to 2502 and encodes 833 amino acids. Gene Ontology annotation, cellular component: nucleus. The record is from RefSeq and is a predicted model, not a curated record. Lineage: Eukaryota; Metazoa; Arthropoda; Insecta; Diptera; Culicidae. Gene Ontology annotation, molecular function: nucleic acid binding; ATP binding. The transcript has 4 exons.
AUGGAGCUUUUCGCCGUAAACAGAUACGAUACGACCAAACUCAACGCGGAUGACGAGAGAGCGCAAGAGGAAAUUAUUCUGCAGAAACUUCAGGCACGCAAGGAAAAGAAGGCACGAUUGUCAGCGUCCCAAACUAGACUAUCACCAGAAAACCAGGUACAGCAAAUUCAACCGCCCGAAGGGUUAGUAAACGAUGAAGGUGCAAAACUGGAAACAGAACAGGAAGAAAAGCUCGAACCAGAACUACCACAGACGGAAGUGGCCGGUAAGCAGCAUGAGACACCUGUUAAGGAUGAUAAAGAACACCAUAAACAGUCCAUCGUCGAUAGCGGUGAUAAGCAGAUGGGCGACUUCAUUGUGCUGGGUGGUGAUAAACUGCACCGAUUGAAACAAACGGACGAAGUGCUUCCACCCUGGCUGUCGCAUCCCACCAUCAUCGUGCGCGAGCUUUCCUCCAAAGGACCUUCGAUAAAGAAGCAACCGUAUCUGGACGAUGCGAUAAAAAGCAACUUGAAACGCAUGGGUUACAAACGGCUGUUUCCGGUGCAGGAAAAAGUUAUUCCCUGGAUACUGGAAGCGCACGGCAAACCGGCACCUUUCUGGCCCCGUGAUGUGUGCAUUUCAUCGCCAACCGGUAGUGGUAAAACGCUCGCCUUUGCUGUGCCUGUUGUGCAGCUGCUAAUGCAUCGUGUUGCUCCCGCCGUGCGUGCACUGGUCAUUCUUCCUGUUCAGGAGUUGGCGGAACAAGUAUUUCAGGUGUUUCGAAAAAUGUGUGAAGGCACCACCAUUAGCCCGGUGGUGCUUUCGCGUGGCAUACCGCUUGAAGCGGAACAAAAGAAGCUAGUCAAAUACUGCAAUGGAGCGUACGUGUCGAAGGUGGACAUCGUGGUCACUACAGCGGGUCGGCUGAUCGAACAUUUGCAUUCCACCAAAGGGUUUACGCUGCGUCACCUUCGAUUUUUGAUCGUGGACGAGGCGGACAAGGUGAUGAACCAGAUACAGAACGAUUGGCUGUACCAUCUAAACAAACACGUCAAACAGGAAUCGGAUGAAUAUUUGUUAGGACGCAGCAGCGAGCUACUGUCGCAGGCUGAGCUGUUUGAUCGGCCUCGGCAACCGCACAAGCUUCUAUUCUCGGCCACCUUCAAGCGGGACGCCGAGAAAUUGAAAACGCUCAAGCUGUUCCAUCCGAAGCUGUUUACGGCUGUAAUGGAUCCACAGGAGCGAACGAUUAUGGCACAACACACCGCAGCACAACAACAGCAAGAACCUCGGCGUGGCAAAUUUGCCGGCCAGUACACGACACCGCUCGAGCUGAAGGAAUUUGUCUGCCUGACGGAUCAACGCAACAAACCACUGACCCUUUACGGGCUGAUACGCGAGAAUGGAUAUCGAAAGUUUUUGGUGUUUACCAACGGUAUCAGCAGCUCGCAUCGGCUUUCGUUCGUAUUGCAGCGACUGUUCGGGACGGAAAUGGUGAUCGAGGAAUGGUCGUCUUCGCUCUCUCCGGCCACAAGACGGAACGUGCUUAGCCGGUUCAGCAUGGGCAAGGUGAAUGGAAUCAUCUGUACGGAUGCAUUGGCCCGUGGUAUUGAUAUCGAAAGCAUCGAGGUGGUCAUUUCGUACGAUAUGCCUAACCACGUGGACAAGUACAUCCACCGUAUUGGUCGUACGGCGCGCGCUGGCUACAGUGGAACGGCCAUCACCUUGGUGACGGAGGAUGAAAGGAAAAAGUUUAAGUCAAUUUUGAAAGAGGCAGACAAAAAGGAGCUUGAAGCGAUCGAGGUCAGUCCAUCGACGGAGGAACAGUAUGCUGCCCAGUAUGCUAGUGCGCUCAACGAUUUACGUGAAGCCCUUGCACUGGAAACGGAAGUGAUCAAUAAAUUACGCAACGGAGUAACUAUUGGCAAUAUGACGCGAGUCAAUCUACUCACCAAGCUGAAGGAUCAGGUCGAUAUUACCUACUCAACGGAAAUCAUAAAAUCGCUGAAAUUGCUACCGAAAAGUUGGACAAAUGAAGCAAUAGAAUUAAAAGCUCAAGCAGGCAGAAAGCGCAAAGAAGAAGCACCAGCAGCUGGGGAAGACGUUGUAAAUGCCAAACGUGCUAAAGUGAAUGAUGAAAGUGGAAAGAUGGUAAAUGGAAACGCUAAGAAACUAAGCGGCGAAAAGCGCAAAUUAACCAAUGGUAAUGAUAGUACUGCCGAGACUCCCAUAACCGAACCACCUGUAAGCGGUGAUAGGAAGAACACGACGAAAGCUAACAAAAAACGUAAGGGAAGGAAGCGUAAAUCGGCAUCUUCCGGUAUGUUGGCGGCGGCAGUUAAAUUGUUGCCAAAUGGUACAUCUACAAAAGGUUCAGAAAAGAAAGGAGAAUCGAAAAAGCUGAAGCGCGUGCGAAUUAAACGAAAACUGCAUAGCGAUGGAAAGGUGACGAAGAAUCGUUGGAGACGCAAUGGAGCUCAAACAGAAACAGUUCAACAUAAAGUUGCUGCCGAUGAGUGA